GGGUGAGAACUGCUGAACAACCGAACCCUUCUGGCAACAUGCUGAAGCGCGCGCGGGAGAUUGUCAAGCACUGGAAAUGGUACCACAUCUGCGGGGGCAUUGCCACCAUGAGUGUCCUGCAAGUUAGCACUCUGUGGGUCUUAUCGAAGUCCUACCAUUGGUUCUUCGCCGCGGAGGAGGAGAAGCAGCGUCGGUUCCUGGAGCGCUAUGGGCGGCCCACAGAGGCACAGCGCCAGGAGGCCUACAGCUGGAUGGCCCCGGACUACGACCAGGGCGUGGGCUUGCUGGAGAGCGGCGUGGCGGACAAGUUCCGGCAGGAGGUCUUCCAAGGUGCCAGCGGCGAGGUGCUCGAGGUGGCGGUCGGAACCGGGCGCUGCUUCUCAGUCCUCGAUGCCGCAGAGGUGACGAAAUACGUCGGAGUGGACGUGAAUGAGGCGAUGCUGACGGAAGUGCGGAAGAAGCUUCCAGAGAGGCCCUUCAAGGCUGAGGUCGUCAGAGCGAGUGGCGAGCGUUUGCCCUUCGAGGACGGCUCCUUCGAUACCGUGAUAGGCUCCCUGUGCCUUUGCGCCCUGGAGAAUCCGGCCAAGGGCCUCGAGGAGAUGGUGAGGGUUUGCAAGCCGCAGGGCAAGGUGUUGCUGCUUGAGACGGGCGUGGCCUACUUGACGGUGGCCCGCUGGGGGCAAAGGCACCUGGGCCUUGUGCCCAACCCCACCCACGAAUGGGAGUUCGGGUACCGGGAUGAUCUGGAUAUCCUGGAACUGCUGGAGGCCUGCAGUGGACUGGUGGUGGAUCAGGUGCGAGCUCGAGGCAUGGGGAAUUGGUACCUCAUCUGGGCGCGGUCUGAGUGAUGCGAUCGGAUCGAUUCUGCGAGUCG
This is a messenger RNA of Effrenium voratum, 874 nucleotides long. The record is from the annotation of a GenBank genome assembly. NCBI's taxonomy places the organism in Eukaryota, Dinophyceae, Suessiales, Symbiodiniaceae.